GGCCUGGCAGAGGACAGGAGGCAGGCCUGGGGAGCCUGGGGAGGGCUGCCUGACAGUUCUAUGGGCCCUCCCCUCCUCCACAGUCCCACCCCCAGCCUGAGGCCUCUGGGAGCCCUGGUCCUGAGCAGCCAAUACACCAGCCCAGACGGCUGCAAGUCACCAUGGACGCUGAAGGCCUGGCACUGCUGCUGCCGCCCGUCACCCUGGCAGCCCUGGUGGACAGCUGGCUCCGAGAGGACUGCCCAGGGCUCAACUACGCAGCCUUGGUCAGCGGGGCAGGCCCCUCGCAGGCGGUGCUGUGGGCCAAAUCCCCUGGGGUACUGGCAGGGCAGCCUUUUUUCGAUGCCAUCUUUACCCAACUCAACUGCCAAGUCUCCUGGUUCCUCCCUGAGGGAUCGAAGCUGGUGCCGGUGGCCAGAGUGGCCGAGGUCCGGGGCCCUGCCCACUGCCUGCUGCUGGGGGAACGGGUGGCCCUCAACACGCUGGCCUGCUGCAGUGGCAUUGCCAGUGCUGCCACCGCUGCAGUGGAGGCUGCCAGGGGGGCCGGCUGGACUGGACACGUGGCCGGCACCAGGAAGACCACACCAGGCUUCCGGCUGGUGGAGAAGUAUGGGCUCCUGGUGGGCGGGGCCGCCUCGCACCGCUACGACCUGGGAGGACUGGUGAUGGUGAAGGACAACCAUGUGGUGGCCGCCGGUGGUGUGGAGAAGGCGGUGCGGGCGGCCCGGCAGGCGGCCGACUUCGCUCUGAAGGUGGAGGUGGAAUGCAGCAGCCUGCAGGAGGCAGUGCAAGCGGCUGAGGCGGGUGCCGAUCUUGUCCUGCUGGACAACUUCAAGCCGAAGGAGCUGCACCCCACGGCUGCCGCGCUGAAGGCCCAGUUCCCAAGUGUGGCGGUGGAAGCCAGUGGGGGCAUCACCCUGGACAACCUCCCUCAGUUCUGUGGGCCGCACAUAGACGUCAUCUCCAUGGGGAUGCUGACCCAGGCGGCCCCAGCCCUUGAUUUCUCCCUCAAGCUGUUUGCCAAAGAGGCGGCUCCAGUGCCCAAAAUCCACUGGUCCUAAAGCGGAAGAGGAUGACACCAGCCAUGGGUUAACGUGGCUCCUGAGGACCCUCCAGAUCAC
Molecule: messenger RNA, 1121 nt
Organism: Rhinopithecus roxellana (golden snub-nosed monkey)
Lineage: Eukaryota; Metazoa; Chordata; Mammalia; Primates; Cercopithecidae
Gene: QPRT
Product: quinolinate phosphoribosyltransferase
Exons: 4
Coding region: 162-1061 (299 amino acids)
Biological process (GO): quinolinate catabolic process; NAD+ biosynthetic process
Cellular component (GO): cytoplasm
Molecular function (GO): nicotinate-nucleotide diphosphorylase (carboxylating) activity
Source: RefSeq, a predicted model, not a curated record